This is a messenger RNA of Triticum aestivum (bread wheat), 3332 nucleotides long. Its product is annotated as disease resistance protein RGA4. The coding region runs from base 225 to 3005 and encodes 926 amino acids. Gene Ontology annotation, molecular function: ADP binding. Gene Ontology annotation, biological process: defense response to other organism. The transcript has 3 exons. Lineage: Eukaryota; Viridiplantae; Streptophyta; Magnoliopsida; Poales; Poaceae. The record is from RefSeq and is a predicted model, not a curated record.
UAAGCUGCAUCUGACCCUUUAUAUUUUUCUCCCUUCCCAAGGUUGCAUCUGAGCUUUGGCUAAUUGGCUGGCUGCUCGGGGCUUGUUUCUACGGUAUGCAGAACAAGGAACAGCAUUAUGCAGUGCACAGUGCUUUCAGUUCCUUCCUUAGUGCUAACUCCAUGAUGUGAUCUUGCAACUGAGAACACACACACACACAGAGAGAGAGAAAGAGAGAGAGAGAGAUGGAGGUUGUGGCGACGGCGGCGGCCACCUCUUUCGUGGAGUGGAUGGUGCCGAAGCUCUUUGAUUUCUUAGAUAAAAAUCACGAGCUUCGGAAGAACCUGGAGCGUGACAUCAAGUUCAUCCAGAACGAGUUUGCCAUGAUUUCUGCGGUCAUCCAGGAUGAGCAAAAAGUUCGCCAUGACGGUGGCGAAGAGGUGCAUAAGGAGUGGAUCAAGAUGGUACGUGAGGUGGCGCACGCCAUCGAAGACUGCAUCGACCGCUUCAUGCACCGCGUGAGGAUGCCGGAGACAGGCGCCGGGUGGCUCCGUCACGCUGUCCACAGGGUGAAGACGGUGAAGGCUCGUAACGAGUUCGCCGUGGCCAUCCAGGAGCUCAAGAAGAUAUCAGAGGAUGCGUCUAAGCUAAAAGUAACAUACAGUAGCAGCAUCACCUCUUCACCAGGGCGGUCGAUGUUGUCUGAGCAGACAGAGACGGCAAUGACCAAAGAAGACGACGGCGACGAUGACCAUUCAGCAGCAUCCGGACCUGUGCCCGUGGGUAUGGGCGGUCCACGAAACGAGCUUCUGGAUAUGAUCCAGCAGCAGCAGCAGCUCAAGGUGAUCACCAUUGUUGGGUUCCACGGUAUGGGCAAGACACUCCUCGCCAAUCAUGUGUACAAGGCAGUUGAGAGCCAAUAUGAAGCUCGGGUUUGGGUCCCUCCAGCAAAACUAGAGGGAAGAGCCACUGAUGUUCUCAAGGAGAUACUCCGACAACUUGGCCAAUGCGUCGACGGCCGUCUCACCAAGCUUCAAGCCAGCGUCAAAGAGUGCAUUGGGACCAAGAGGUUCUUCAUUGUAAUUGAUGACUUGCGGAAACCAGGAUAUUGGCACGAUGUAAAAGUGGCCUUUGCGGGGUUAAGCGGCAGAUUUCUGGUGACGACAGCCAUUCAGCGCGUAGCAAAUACCUGCAGCAGCUCAAUUGUUCAUGAUCAUGUGUACACAAUGGCAACUCUUGCCGAUGAACACUCAAGACUAUUGUUCUUUAAUGAAGCUUUCCAAGACGAUGAUCUACCGCCGAAUGCGGAGGAGCUUGGCUCCGCAGCGCUCAAGAAAUGUGAUGGUCUUCCACUUGCUCUUGUUACCACUGCCAGGUUCUUGCAAAGCGCAGGUAAUCCAACAACCAUAAAAUGGGCAAAGUUAUGCGCCGAUAUGGGUACAAAUCUGGAGAGUGAUGAGCUAUUUGAAAGAAUGAGGCGUGUGCUUGUCCAGAGCUACACCAGCCUUGAUACCCAGGUUGCCAGGACAUUCUUGCUCUAUUUGAGUACCUACCCAAGUGGUCGCCCUAUCAGGAAAUCGAGCCUGUUAAGGAGAUGGUUAGCAGAAGGGUUAUGCCCGGGAGACAAUGCACGCACUGCACUCGAUACUGCUAUUAACAAUUUCAAUAAGCUUGUCGACCGGAGUAUCAUCCAGCCUAUGGAUGCCAGUGGUAGAAGCACAGAGGUGAAAACAUGCCAUACCCAUGGCAUGAUGCUGGAGUUUGUCCUGCGCAAGUCAAUGGCCGAAAACUUUGUCACCGUGUUGUAUGAUCAACAAUCUACCCCACACCUACCCAGUAACAUCCGCCGACUUGCUCUGCAUGGUGCAAGGCCCAGUGAAGUGCAAGGUUUAACUCUUGUCCGGUCACUGACAAUCUUGGGAAAGGCACACCGAUCUGUCCUGGAUUUCUCAAAGUACCAGCUGCUGCGAGUUUUGGAUCUGGAAGAGUGUGUUGAACCCUUGAGGGAUAGCCAUCUCAAGUUGAUAUGCAGAAAACUGUUCUUGCUGAGGUACCUAUGCCUCGGGAAAGCUGUUAUUGCGAUGGCGCUUCCAAAGGAGAUCAGCAAGCUUCGAUUAUUGGAUACAUUGGAUGUGAGAAAUACACCGAUAGAGAUUCUGCAAGCACAUGUCCUGGAGCUGCCAUGUCUAGUUCAUCUCUUUGGGAGGUUCAAGCUCAAGCAAGAUGUAGGAGACCGGAGAAUGAGUAAGCUACAGACUUGGUUGUCAGUGAAGAGCAAAUUGGAAACACUGGCAGGAUUUGUUGUGGACAACAGAAAGAGCCAAGAGUUUGCACAGCUCAUGUACAAUAUGAAUGCUUUGACAAAGGUGAAAAUAUGGUGCGAGCCUACGGCCGACACCAGCUGCUCAAGUCAUCUCUCAAAGGCCAUCAAGGGGUUCAUUGAGAGAAGCAGCGUGUUCAGAGGGACCCCUUCACUCUCACUCAGUUUUGAAGGCGAGUUGACCCAAGACAUGCUGAAUUUCUCUCUGGAGAAAGUAAAUAAUAAUUGCUGCUAUCUUGGCUCGCUCAAGCUGCAAGGAAGCAAGAUAUGCAGCCUGCCCUCCUUUGUUGCCUUUCUGGGUGGUCUCACUAAGCUAGGCCUUUCUUCCCCUCAGCUGAGCCUGAGCGAAGACUUCCUUGCUGCCCUGAGCAAAGUGCCCGGCCUGGCGCACCUGAAGCUGGUUGCAACUAUCCUGGGCAAGCUCGUCAUCACAGAAGGUAUGCUGAAGAGGCUGUCACGCCUAUCCAUGGUGGUGGAAUCCACGAUUGAUCAGCUGGAAAUCAAAGAGGGAGCUCUACCGUGCCUCAAAUCGCUGCAGCUGCUAUGCAAAUAUCUAGAUGGCUUUUCGGGCAUAUCGCCGAUCAAGUACAUUAAAAAUGUUGAGGAGAUUGCUCUUCAUCAUGAGGUGAGUGAUGAAACGAAACAUGAGUGGACAGAAGCUGCAAAGAAGCUCCCAAAUCCACGUCCCAAGAUCUUGUUUCUCUAGACACCAUCAACACAUCCAGCAGUACAAGUUGCGAGUUGCUAAUGGUACAUCAUUCUCGUAUGCUGCUAAUUAGUUGAUGGCCAUUCAUGGACAAGUGUGUCAUCAACAUGAUCAAGUGCGUCAAAUAAUUUAGUCCUCUUUGCUCGCGAGUCGAUUUGGUGGCUUCCCCGUUGUUCGUACUUUUAUGUUGUGUCACCACUAGGAUUUAUUUGUUUGUAACAGAUCGAAGUUAAUGAUGUGUGAAUUAAGCGGAGCAAACGAUUUUCUUUGCAAGAAAUAUGAUGACUUCCUGCUGUAAUAAAUAAGUUUAGUCUGUUUGUUGUUGGA